GCAAGGAGCUCGAGAAUAAUUCAUUCCCGGCGGGAUCCUUAUUCCUGGGGCGAACUCCGAGGCCAAUCAGAUCCCAGAGGCGAUUGCCAGAGACACUAUCGUGGUUUUCUUCUCAAGAAAAGGAGGAGCGCGAUUGGAUCCCGGUGUUUCUACUGGGUGAGAAUCGAUUUAAAUCGGAGAGAUCGCCUUCCAGUUGCGCUAAAGAUCUGUUCUUGGCCGUUGUCCAAUUGUUGGAUCGAAUUGAUUCAGAAAACCGCUACCCCGUGCGAAUUGAACUCUCUUGGGAUCAAUUUGAAGGAAAUUAAGAGAGCAAAGGCGCCUUGGGAAAUGGACGACAGGCGCGGAACACAAUUCUCGAUCCACCAGGCCUUUUCUACAGAGAUCUGAGCUCCUUGGAAGUGUUCUGUUCUGAUCACCACUGUUCUACAACUACUGGCGAGAGAUAAGAGCGCAAUGGGGAAAGGGGGAGGUUGUGUUCCAAGCAAGAAGCGGCAGCCGGCGGUGGUCUCCAAUAGUGCGGCCGCCGUCCCGACGGAUGCUCCCGUUCCGACCGAGGAGAGGAGCCGAAGCAGCGCCGAGUUCGUCGAAGCCAUUGCGCGGCCACCGGCCAACCUCAAGCUCAAGGUCUUCAUCGUGUUCUACUCCAUGUACGGACACAUCGAGGGCCUGGCGAGGCGGAUGAAGAUUGGGGUGGACGGCAUUGAAGAUGUCGAAGGUGUCCUGUACCGCGUCCCUGAGACACUUCCACCGGAGGUCCUGGAGCAGAUGAAGGCUCCGCCGAAGGACCCGGCGAUUCCCGAGAUUUCCGCUGCGGAACUGGUUGAGGCAGAUGGGAUACUGUUUGGGUUCCCGACGAGGUUCGGGAGCAUGGCCGCGCAGAUGAAGGCGUUCUUUGAUUCCACAGGGCAGCUCUGGAGGGAGCAGAAGCUCGCUGGAAAGCCGGCCGGGUUUUUCGUGAGCACCGGGACUCAAGGGGGAGGGCAGGAAACUACUGCCUGGACUGCCAUUACCCAACUAGUGCACCAUGGAAUGAUCUUUGUUCCCAUUGGAUACACAUUUGGAGCUGGGAUGUUCAAGAUGGAUGAGAUUAGAGGUGGUUCCCCAUAUGGUGCUGGAGUUUUCGCGGGUGAUGGCACAAGAGAACCUGGUGAUAUGGAGCUUGCUCUUGCUGAGCACCAGGGAAAGUAUAUGGCUAAUGUAGUCAAGAGGUUGGCACACUAAUGAUUAAUCAUGCUCAUGAGCAAACUAAUUGUCUCAGUAAUGAAUUCAUGUGUAUCUUCUGGCUAAUUCCUUUUUCUCCAAACCCUCAUUGCCGCAUUUUUUUCAUCUCUCACCCUAAAUUUGUCCAAUCUUGGUUGUGCAUUUCCUUGGUCCUUUUUUUUUGUUGGUAGUGUAUAUCUGAAGUGAUGAGUGUAUGAUAGUUCUGUCCUCGGAAUGAUAAUUUGACAUUUGAGUUGCUGUAUUCACAGUCUAUUUUUUUUCGGUA
Musa acuminata subsp. malaccensis (wild Malaysian banana) is the source of this 1486-nucleotide messenger RNA. RefSeq names its product probable NAD(P)H dehydrogenase (quinone) FQR1-like 2. The record is from RefSeq and is a predicted model, not a curated record. Gene Ontology annotation, molecular function: FMN binding; NAD(P)H dehydrogenase (quinone) activity. Gene Ontology annotation, cellular component: membrane. Lineage: Eukaryota; Viridiplantae; Streptophyta; Magnoliopsida; Zingiberales; Musaceae.